This is a messenger RNA of Amphimedon queenslandica, 719 nucleotides long. Its product is annotated as FGFR1 oncogene partner 2 homolog. The transcript has 4 exons. NCBI's taxonomy places the organism in Eukaryota, Metazoa, Porifera, Demospongiae, Haplosclerida, Niphatidae. The record is from RefSeq and is a predicted model, not a curated record. The coding region runs from base 52 to 717 and encodes 221 amino acids.
CGGUAGCUGGGUAGGUGGAGUUUGUAUCACGUGAUCUUACUGAAUAUCAAAAUGGAGAGACUUCUCUCAGUAUCAAAAGAGCUCUCAGACAAGAUAGACAGCAACGAGGGGGCCAUGAAUGACCUCCUGAGAAAGAGUGAGACUCUCCAACAGACAGUAAAGGCCAUGAUACAGUAUCAAAGUGCAGUACAAGAAAUCAGUGGUGGGGAAGAUCAGCCCAGGGGGCCCCCUCGGAUUGAAUUUAGUUACAUACGUCAGCUCCAACAGGACAACUCAGAGUUACGGUCUCUGCUAGAGGACCACCAGGCCGCCCUCGACAUGAUAAUGACCAAAUACCGUAACCAGAUGAGCUCUUUUGUUGACAUAAAGUCCAAGGAAGACUCUUUAAUACAAGAAAAACUAUCAGAAGAGGUUAGACUGAGGACAGACCAGAUCUGUGAAAUGGCUACUGUCAUGUAUCAUGCUGCCAAGACCGAGGAUUCAUCAACUCAGCUGCUACGGGAGAAGAUCUCACAACUUGAAUAUGAGAAUAAAUAUUUAAGAGAGAUACUAUCAGUCCCUGUAUCAUCACCUUCUGUUGAACUAGCUCCAGUCAAGUAUUCAAGCAGUGAGACUACCAGUGGACACAGGAGCAGUGCUAGUGAGAGAGAGAGGGAGGGAGGAGAGAGCUCGUCUGAUGACUCAAGAUCAAGCACUCCUAAACCUUAUAGCAACUGAUU